Aspergillus tanneri is the source of this 2835-nucleotide messenger RNA. Its product is annotated as non-specific serine/threonine protein kinase. Gene Ontology annotation, molecular function: protein kinase activity; ATP binding. Bases 1 to 2835 code for a protein of 944 amino acids. The transcript is spliced from 6 exons. Gene Ontology annotation, biological process: protein phosphorylation. The record is from RefSeq and is a predicted model, not a curated record. NCBI's taxonomy places the organism in Eukaryota, Fungi, Ascomycota, Eurotiomycetes, Eurotiales, Aspergillaceae.
AUGGCCACCGCAGGCGAUCUGCAACUACCCGGGGAUCCGUCUCAGCAAUCUACAACGUCCUUACCACACCUGGCGAGAAAUCAAGAACCGGUGGACAUUAUCUUAACACAUGCCACCUCCCAGGACGAAAGCGGAGGUUCAAGCCCAGAAGCAAAAGGAAAAGUGCUAUCGGUCCUGCAAAGAACUUGGCUGACUACGACUCGGCGCAUCGAACAGCUAGCUCAAUCUUACAAUGAAUUACUGGAAGAAUUCUCAUCAAAGGAGCUUCGAAGUAUAGGGAACUAUACGCUCGGGAGAUUGAUCGGAAAGGGUUCCUUUGGCAAAGUCUACCUUGCCACACAUAAGCUCACAAAUGGCUCUAAGGUUGUUCUAAAAUCGUCUGACAAAGGCGAUACGAACCUGGCUCGCGAGAUUCACCACCAUCGUCAAUUUCUCCACCCUCAUAUCGCUCGUCUCUAUGAGGUUAUUGUAACAGAAAAGCUAGUGUGGCUGGUUCUGGAAUACUGCCCAGGCGAUGAGCUCUACAACUAUCUGCUUCGCCAUGGCCCGCUACCUAUUGAUAAGGUCAAAAAGAUUUUCGCACAGCUCGUUGGUGCAGUUGCUUAUGUUCACAGCAAGUCGUGCGUACACCGGGAUUUGAAGCUGGAGAACAUCCUUCUCGACAAACAUGAGAAUGUCAAGUUGUGCGACUUUGGAUUCACACGCGAUGCCCCCGAAAUGUUAAAGGGCGAGAAGUACGCCGGCGAAAAAGUAGACGUGUGGAGCUUAGGUAUCAUUCUCUAUGCCUUGAUGGCGGGGGAACUCCCGUUCGACGAAGACGACGACCUUGUCACCAAAGCGCGGAUCCUUAAAGAGGACCCUGUCCUCAAUGACAAAUUCCCUGACGAUGCGAAGGCCCUCAUCAGCCUUCUCUUAUCGAAGCGACCGUUGAUCCGGCCUAGCCUUGGGGAAAUAUUAGCGCAUCCGUUCCUUGCCGAGCAUGUGUCGGAGCAGCUGGCGAUACUGAAAAUCCCACGUCCCCCGGCGUUUUCAACAUCCUUAGAGAAAACCACCCUACAACGGAUGAAAAGUGCAGGCGUCAAUAUCGAUGAGGUGGUGGAGAAUGUCCUCUCUCAACGAUGCGAUCCUCUUGCUGGCUGGUGGGCACUGCUGAUUGAAAAGGAGCAGCGUAAGGAGCAGAAGCGAGAACGGAAGCGGAGAGAGAGAGAAGCGGAGGCAAAGAACCUUCGCCGUCUGAGUGUAGCAAGUAGCCGGCUGGAGAAGAGGUCGUCAGCACUUGUCGAGGUUGAUGAAGAAGGACAUGCUUCUGCAAAUGUGCCAUUACAAGAGCGAGGCCGGAGAGACAGACGCAGCUUACCUUCGCAACUUGCCCCACCCGAGCUACCAAUCCUACCAGAGCCAGCCCCUGGGCAAUCUCCUGAUUCCAGCACCCCCCCUCCUCCCAUUGACAAAGACUCGAUUCGUUCUGCCAGUUCUACUCGACGGCGCCCAUUGCCCCCCCCUAAGGAUCGGAGACGCUCAAGACCAAGCACGUUGCACGUGAGCGCAUCCCAGCCUGAGCUAACGCAGCACAAUGGGAUCUUCAGGCGUCGUACCGGUCGCCGUCAGUAUCCGAUCAUCAGCCAGCUAGCAUCUUUGAAACAUUGGUUUGUGGAGUCUGCAAAACGAGCCAAGUCACCUCACACGAAAGCUACUGGCGGACCUGGACAUCGUAAGUUUCUCUCAGAUAAACUGAGUCCUGCAAAAGGACAGGAAGCCGGGAGAAAACCGGCCCUAACCUCUUCGACUAUUGCCAAUCGAGGUGACAUAUCAACACCGACGCAAGUGAAGCGUGCAUCCAAUGCCAGCAGCCUGGCCCCGAGCAGCGCUUCAUAUCGCAACCACCGCCAUUCAUAUCCUCGCCAACCUCGUCCACUGAGCACCAGUAACCCUCACCACCGAAAUUCUUUGUCACCCUCUCCGAUCACGCCAAGGGGCUCCUACAGACGAUCCUCUGCUGGUUUACGUGGCCGCAAGUCUACAUCCUCUUCCGUAUCUUCUAUCCGAAGCAUCCACCAUACUCACACCCAUUCGAAGGCGUCGUCUGUCUCAUCGAAUAGCAUCGGAUCAACGUCUACUCCAACAGCUCGAGUCUCAAAAUCGCCACACACUUCCGUCAAAGUGCUUCCCACUACUCCAGGUGCUUCCUCCCGUUUCCCCAGCAACAUUCGCUUGGUACGAGGUAUAAACACUGGAUACCGUGAAGUGGAUGAACCUAAUGGGAGAACCAACUCAACGUUCAAUGAGGCGGCGCCAGGACCGUUUCUAUACUCUCCAUCAUCCAGCCUUGUUUUCGCCCGUCGGAAGAAGUUGGCAUUCAAAGGCCCUAUGUCUCACACGGCCAAUUUAAUGAUCUCUAGUGGCAUCUCCGCACCGGAAUUUCCCCGCAAUGACAUUGGGACGCCAGAACCUGUUUCAGGUGCAGCUCGGCCUGCAACGAGGAAAAGUCAAAUUAUUGAAGAAGAGGAAGACUUAGAAGGUGAUGAAGAUAUUGAAGAAGUGGACACAUUUACGGGGACUGAGGAGGAGCCUGGGUCACCCACUGAUGUGGUAAACUCGGAGGAUCACAUGAGGGCAGUCAGUGCUACAGACUCCCCUGGACUGUCCCAUAAGCCUGUUCUUGCUCCUGCUCUUGAUCUUGAUGCAGGCCCAAUGCGUCCUCCCCGUUUCUCGUCGCUUAAAGCCUCAAAAUUGGAGGCAGCUGCCGAGUCGAAGCCGUAUGGUGCCAAGGACAGCAACGUUGCCGUUGACGUCUCGCCGAAAUCGGUGGCAUCUAAUAAGCCAGGUCUGCCUUGA